AUGGAAGACACCAACCAGACAAAUGUCAGCUACUUCAUCCUUUUGGGAUUCUUUACCAAUGGAGAUCUUCAGAUUCUCUUCUUUGUCCUCUUCCUCUGUGCUUAUCUGAUGAUCAUGAUGGAGAAUAUCAUAAUCCUUAUAGUUAUUUGGGUCAAUAAUAACCUUCACAAGCCCAUGUACCUUUUCUUAUGUAACCUUUCUUUUCUUGAAAUCUGGUAUAUUACUACUAUUGUCCCAAAAAUGUUAGAAGAUUUCCUAUCACAAGAAAAACACAUCUCUUUCCAUGGCUGCCUAACACAACUGUAUUUCUUUGUCAGUUUUAUGUGCAGUGAAUUUGUUCUUCUGGCUGUUAUGUCAUAUGAUCGUUAUUUGGCUAUAUGCUAUCCACUUCAUUACCCAGUCCUCAUGAACAAUAUAUUAUGUGCUUGGCUUUCAGCAGGAUGCUGGGUAUGUGGUUUUGUCACCUCCAUGAUCAAACUGAGCUUUAUUGGCCAAUUGAAAUACUGUAGCACUUAUAAGAUCAAUCACUAUUUUUGUGACAUUUCACCCCUCUUGAAUGUUUCUUGCACCGAUUCUUCCAUAGCUGAACUGGUAGACUUCAUCUUGGCUCUAAUGGUUAUCAUGGUUCCCCUCUGUAUGGUUGUUACAUCAUACAUCUAUAUCAUUUCAACAGUUCUGAAGAUUCCUUCAGUUCAGGGAAGAAAGAAGGCUUUUUCUACAUGCAGUUCUCACCUUACAGUUGUUAUACUCUUUUACUCCACCACACUCUUCACCUAUGCACGGCCCAAAGCUAUGUAUGCCUACAACUCCAACAAACUUGUGUCAGUGCUCUACACUGUGAUAGUUCCUCUUUUGAACCCUCUAAUAUAUUGCCUCAGAAAUAAAGAGAUAAAUUGUGCCUUGAGGAAGACAUUUUGUCGUUAA
This is a messenger RNA of Thamnophis elegans (Western terrestrial garter snake), 924 nucleotides long. RefSeq names its product olfactory receptor 6Y1-like. The transcript has a single exon. The coding region runs from base 1 to 924 and encodes 307 amino acids. Gene Ontology annotation, biological process: G protein-coupled receptor signaling pathway. The record is from RefSeq and is a predicted model, not a curated record. Lineage: Eukaryota; Metazoa; Chordata; Lepidosauria; Squamata; Natricidae. Gene Ontology annotation, molecular function: olfactory receptor activity; G protein-coupled receptor activity. Gene Ontology annotation, cellular component: membrane.